This is a messenger RNA of Ficedula albicollis (Collared flycatcher), 2914 nucleotides long. RefSeq names its product aquaporin 9 (gene AQP9). Gene Ontology annotation, molecular function: glycerol channel activity; water channel activity; urea transmembrane transporter activity. Gene Ontology annotation, cellular component: plasma membrane; basolateral plasma membrane. The record is from RefSeq and is a predicted model, not a curated record. The transcript is spliced from 8 exons. Gene Ontology annotation, biological process: glycerol transmembrane transport; water transport. The coding region runs from base 261 to 1127 and encodes 288 amino acids. Lineage: Eukaryota; Metazoa; Chordata; Aves; Passeriformes; Muscicapidae.
GCAGCGUCCCCGCCUCUGCCCAGGUGUCCCCGGCUCGGGCAGCACCAGCACUCACGCUGCCACCUGCUGCUCCAGCAGCUCCGGCUGCUCCGGGCCGGCGAUUUGGGAACCUCCCGAGGGCACAGCGGUGCUCGGAUGCACAGGUAGAGAAAGGAAAGUUCACUAGAGAGCAAGACAUUUAGUCCAAAAAGAGUAUUGUGAGUGAAUAUGCAAAUUCAACACACACCACCAAGGGCACCAGAGCAAUAGAGGAAGCCAAAAUGAGCCGGAAAAGCAAAAGGAGUUUAAAGGAGAAAUUUUCCUUGAAGAACAGCCUGGUUAAAGAAGCUCUCUCAGAGUUCCUGGGAACUUUUAUACUGAUAGCUCUUGGCUGUGGCUGUGUGGGGCAGGCUGUGCUCAGCCGGGGCGAGCACGGGGGGCCCAUGACGGUGUCCGUGGGGUUUGCCAUGGCAGUCACCAUAGCAGUGUACGUGUCCGGGGGCGUUUCUGGUGGCCACAUAAACCCAGCUGUUUCAUUAGCCAUGUGCGUGACUGGAAGAUUAAAAUGGACCAAAUUACCAAUUUACAUAUUAGCACAACUCCUGGGAGCAUUCAUUGGAGCAGCGGCUGUCUUUGGGAUUUAUUACAAUGCCUUUAUGGAGUACAGCGAUGGAAAACUUGAAGUCACAGGACCUAAUGCAACAGCCCAAAUCUUUGCAACAUAUCCAGCUCCCUAUCUGUCCCUCAUAAAUGGAUUUGCAGAUCAGGUGAUGUCAACAGCUGUUCUUCUUCUGGCUAUAUUUGCUAUUUUUGACACCAAAAAUAACAGCGUACCCAAGGGCCUGGAGCCAAUUGCAAUAGGACUUCUUAUAAUUGUUCUUACUUGCUCCUUGGGAAUGAACAGUGGCUGUGCCAUGAACCCAGCCAGGGAUCUUGGCCCAAGGCUCUUCACAGCCAUUGCAGGAUGGGGCAUGGAAGUAUUCACGGCUGGUAAUAAUUGGUGGUGGAUUCCUAUAGUUGCACCUCUGCUGGGAGGUGUACUUGGAGCAAUGAUCUAUAUCAUUUUUAUUGAAAUUCAUCACUCAGAUACUCAGUCAGGAGAAGAAAAUGAGGUGCAUACUAAAUAUGAAUUGACCAAUAUGGCAUAAGAAGUGAAGAAUUUCCUCUGUCAUUUUGUUGUGCAGUUUUUAUGCAAAUGGUUGUUGGGACCACUGUAUGAAAUCCAUAUGCUUCGAUUAGAAAUUCACCUUUCAAAGCAGAAAUUCUGUAUAUAAGUUCAAAAUUGAAGUCUUUCCAUGAAACAUUGGGUGAUCACAUUCAAAAUUGGUAUAUUGAGAAUGGGAAGGCUAAAUUGUCCUUUUCAUGUGGCUUUUAGGUCAAGUUAUCUCUUAGAUGCAAUUGUAGUGAGAUGAGGCACUGUUCUGUUAAUUCAACUCAUAUGAUCUUAGUCAUGUUGCCUAAUUAACUGAAAAUAGUUGAGAUAUUAAUGCAAAACUGCAUGCAUAGAUAGUUAAUGAGUUCAGUGCUGAAUUAAUGUGCAAGAGCAUCACAUACUUCUUAAGAAUGGUUUGCCUAAACAUUUAAAACAAUAUCCAAUUUGGCUAAAUGCCAAUUGAAACAGUUUAAAAUAACUUCACUAAAUUUUAUGGAGCCACUAUUGAUCAGCAAGAAAUCAAUUCCUCAGUGAUUAGGUUUAGUAACUCACAAUAUGAUCACAAAAGGUAAAAAACUGUUUGUUGUAAGAUCAGCACCAAAGAGACAAAGGGUAACUUCUGAACAGGGUCUUCAGAGCAUUAAUGCUUAGUUAUUUUUAGACUAUUUACUUGACCUUUAUGUUAGCCAAUAUUAAAACCCUUAUGUAGAAUACUAAUCUGAAUCUCUUCCGCUGUGCUUUCUGGAUACAAUUCAUUCCUGUGGAGAUGGCCCAGCAAGAGGCUGAUGCUGUGCAGGGGUCAGCACAAAGCUGAUCUCUGUAUAAGCUUUAAAGAGUCCUGCUGCUGCUGAUUUAUAUAGUUGGAUUUCAUCUGCAUAGUAGGAACAAUUUUUAAUUGAAUUUAAUUUGAAUUUUUAAUUCAAAUUAAAAACUGGUCUCAGAGGUAGUCCUAGAUCUGAAUUCUCCAAGGAAGGCCAGAUCCAUAUCACAAUUCUGAUGUGGGAGUUCCCUCUCACUAAAGAGAAAUGGUUGGACAGAUGCCCUUUCCUAAAUAUCCAGCCUUGAAAAUGAAAUUAUUUCUGCUUAAUCAUUGUGAAUUGAAUGUAUUCAGUUAAAUCAAAGCUUAUUUCUAUUAUUACAUCUAUCCAUGGUUGGUGGUGGUGAUCAUAAAUAAACAGGCAUCUGAUUCAGCAAUGCUCCUGAGCUACUUUUAUGGCUAAACUUCAGAGCACCAGUUCAAUUGCUCUUCCCUUUGGAUUCCUACAACUGUGCUCUUUCAAAUUCCACACUACAUUCCUGAUUUCACUCCUGAAGUAAGGAGUCCUUUGUGUUGCCACUAACUGCCUGUGCACUUCUGUGCAGUAUCUGCAGAAAUGUUUACAAAAUAUUAUGGUCAGAACCUGCUUCAGCAUUUGGGCUGAUCAGGUCUUUAUCACUGCUUGUCUUGAUCACACUCCCUGUGAUGCCAUGCCAAAUUCAUGGCAGGAAAGGGACAGAAAUAGCAGGUCAAGCAAAGCUCUGCUUGCUGCAGCUCCAAGUCAGAUAUUGCAGUAUACUUGGGGGAGUAUAAUUCCAAUUGUAAUUAUGCUUUUAAGAAAACUUACAUAAAACUCUAAUGAACUCAGGCUGCCCAAAGACAUAUCAGCCCUUUGCAAAAUGCUCAUUUCAUUCAGUGUGUCUCUGCUGUGGGUUAAAUUCUGCUAUAUCCAUGCACAUUUGACUGCAUCCUUAUAUCACUGGCUGGAGAGCCUCAGGAACAAGAAGGGAGAGCUUGUGGAAACA